Hydatigera taeniaeformis is the source of this 2469-nucleotide messenger RNA. NCBI's taxonomy places the organism in Eukaryota, Metazoa, Platyhelminthes, Cestoda, Cyclophyllidea, Taeniidae. The record is from the annotation of a GenBank genome assembly.
AUGCACUCACGAUUCUCCUCUUCCAAUGUGGGGAAGGCGCUCUACUCGCGAUUGACGGAUAAGAAUGAGGAGACUCCUAGUCGUCGGACGAGCUCUCGCUCCGCCUCUGCUGUUACCCUCAAUAACAACCUUGGUCGUCAGCGUCGCUGCACGCCCAGGUCCUCCAUUGCCCGUAGCAAAAAGGGCACGGUUCAUAAUACAAUCGCUGCCAACGGACCCGAUGCUGAUGCUACCGCCAACAAAACUAGCAAUAGUUCAAGGGGUAAUGAUAACAAGGGUGACUCCGUGCGUCUAGGACCGCUUCACAUUGACAUCACCUCCCCCACAUCGACAACUAGCAGCGGUAGAAAGAGUGGUGAUGACAUGGUUUUGCAACGCAACGACGCGAAGGAAAAUGGUCUUCGAAUUUCCAAUGGAGAGGCUACUUCGGUGCUCUCCGCCGAUAAAACAUUCCCAGUUAUAUUGCCGAAAAACAACAGCAAUACUGUCGCCAAGUCCAUUACGACUUCAUCAGCUCCAAAACGGGAUCUCUUUAGUAUCGCGGCACUGACGGCGGUUGAGGAGAACGAGGAGGCGUCUCCGCUGGGGAAGCCAUCUCAAGAGCAGCAUCAAUCACAAAUCCAUUUGCCUCAACUGUCGCAACCACCACAGCCGCGUCAAAAUGGUCAUCUGUUGACACCGGCACAGUGGUUGGAGCGUCUAUCAUGCCGAGGUGCAGAAAUGGCAUUGAAUAAAGGUGGAUUUGGGGUGGCAGAGGAAGAAUUGCGUCAGCUCACCCAUCUUCUAUUUACGGACCGAGCUUUUACGGAACAAGUUGCCCGAUUACCACCUGUAGCUCAGAUCAUGGCGAUCUACCAUCAGCAACAACAAGAACAUUUACGACAGCAGCACCAGCGAUCCCAGAUUCCCUCCUCCUGUUCUCCCUCCACCGUUCAGUCUUUCGCAAAAACCUUUAAUCCUCAACAGAAUUCUGUGAGUGCAGGUGUACCGCCAACCGCUGCAAUGGAUUCCUCUGUCCCCCUAACCAAUAAAGCGUUUCCACCGUCAUCACAUCCACCCCUGCCUUUCACACCACCCAUUGCUUCUUCUUCUUCUUCUGCUGCUGUUGUUUCUAUUACUACUGCCACAACCACCACUACUGCCAAUCGCACCAGCAGUGCAACUAAUUUCCCAACUCCGGUGAACUCUACUCCCGCCUCAGUGACGACGCCAAUUCAUCCACCACCACUCCCUCACUCACCAGCCUUCUUCAACUCCACUGCUGUUGCUGCUGCCCUUGCUGCUGGCCUACGAUCAACUGCACCCGUCUUCCAAGGACAAGCACAGUCACUUUCGACAGGGCAGUUUCUUCCUGCGCCUUCUAUCUCGACGGCGGGCACGUCAAUUCCUUCUGCCCCUCCUUCGCUGUCACAUCAUCCCUUCAUGGCAAAUCCACCGCAUCUGUCCACUCUAUGGAGCCACCACCAUCUUCCGCGUCUCCAACCGCCUGCUCCAGAUUUUCCCUACUUAUUGAGUCCACAUCUCCAUCCCCAAUCCGUCCCACCAUCCAGUAAUCCGGCAAACGCCCGCAAAGCAAUGCCAGUUGUGGAUGCAGUAGACCUUACUUCAGUGGCUGGCGGAGGAAACGGGGUUGGCAAUAUGAAAAGAUCUGCGGGUGCAAGACUCUCAGUUCCGCAGUCACUCUUGAAUUUCCCGAAUUUCUGGGCACAUCAGCGCUCUCCAGUCGCUAUCGCUACCCCGAUUCAGCAACCACAACCUCAGCCAUCCCCAUCUGCAAGUCGACGACCUCAUCAAUUACCUCGUUUUCGGGAUCUCUUUCGCAUCGAGGGGGUGCUUUCAAAUCGCGGUGCGACAGCGCAUCUUCGAAUCUGUUACCAUAUCAUGAUGGACAAGACACACGGUCUGAAGUCGGUGAACCCCUCAAACCCUUGGUGGUAUGUUGAACCAAGUGCCACCUUGUCUCAACCAAAACCACGUGAACGGCCCCCACCCCCGCCACACUUGUCGCACCACCAGACAAUACCGCGCUUCCCCAACUACGAGCAGUUCAUGCGAACAGCGUUGGGAGGUGGUGGUGCUAGUGGUAAUUGUGCUGUGCCAUCGCUACCACCUCACCCCAUUGCAAUCGAUUUGACGCGGUCACCUCCACCUCAUUUGGCAGGUCUAGCGAUAUCAUCGGUUCGAAAACCGUUACAACACCCGGAGUUGCCUCGCUCUGUAGAUCCGGUGACAGCGGUAAAGUUAUUACAACAGCAGCGGCAGCAGCAGCAACAGGAAACAGAGCUGAUGAUGGCCCUGAAACGACGUCGAGUAAUGCCGGAGGGUGGAUCGUUAGUCUCUUCACCACUACCUCCGCCACCUAUGCAGCCUCCACCACAGCUGUUGCCUCCGCCACACUAUCAGAACGGGGGAAUACGGAUGCCACUGAGUUUUCCCUUCUCUCCAUCACAUUUCCGCCACCCGUUAUGA